This is a messenger RNA of Ceratina calcarata, 1758 nucleotides long. Its product is annotated as 2-aminoethanethiol dioxygenase-like. The transcript has 3 exons. Gene Ontology annotation, cellular component: mitochondrion. Lineage: Eukaryota; Metazoa; Arthropoda; Insecta; Hymenoptera; Apidae. Bases 582 to 1280 code for a protein of 232 amino acids. Gene Ontology annotation, molecular function: oxidoreductase activity, acting on single donors with incorporation of molecular oxygen, incorporation of two atoms of oxygen. The record is from RefSeq and is a predicted model, not a curated record.
CACCAGAGUCAGCAGCACGGUCGUAUAUGGUUGUAUACACGACAGUAGUGAGAUCCGAGAUAAAUAAAUAUAUAAUUGGUUUUUUAAGUGUACUAAAUCCAUUGAAUCUGUUAUCUAUAGAAAAGAAUAAUGUUCGAUAUCGUUCUUGAGAGGUAGGAAAGUAUGGGUGAUACAAUCACCACAGUUCUUUUUUUUAAACUCCAGACCAUGUUUACAACCAUGUUGACAACAAUUGAUAACAACCCAUCAUCUGUGUUGGCAUCAAAGUCACGUAGCCAUUGAUAUUGAUAGCCAUGUUUAGCAAUGUUUAGUAAAGUUUUGUAUUCAAUAUCAAGUAUCUAUGGGGACCAAAGUAAAUAAAGAAUGGACAUCUAAUUCAUGUAAAGAGUGCUAUUGAAAGUAUUAAUUAAGGAGCAUAAUAAUAUAUGAUAAAAACAUUGAUUUAUUUAACCUCUCAAGUUGAAAUAAACCUCGACAACAUCGCCGAAUCGUUGACACAGGCGACGAGACGAUUAAACGUAAAUAAAAUUCAUGUACAUACGGAGAUAAAUUCAUAAAACUUAUUGAAAAAGUGAAUAAACAUGACAGCAGCAAUUAAAACAUUGUGGAAGCAAGCGCUAAAUACAUUUGAAGAGCGAACUAGCUCAGGAUUUAAGCUUUGCCAAAAAAAAUUUGAUAAAUUACGAAAUUUGAUGAACAAGAUUACAGCAGAAGAUGUAAACUUAAACAAACAGAUUCUAGACUUCAUUCAAGUGCAACAUGCUCCAAUGUGGGUUAUUGACAUAUUUCAAAAUCAAGACUUUGCUAUCUCAAUAUUCAUAUUGAAACAUGGCUUCACAAUGCCAAUACAUGAUCAUCCUGGAAUGUAUGGAUUUUUGAAAGUAAUCAGUGGAGUGGUUCAAGUAAACAAUUAUACUUUAAAAGCCAAUGAAGAUCAUACAAUUAGAUUGAACAAAGAAGAAAUGGCAUAUAGACACAAACCAAUAACUUUGCAUAGUAAUUCACCCGCUUGUACUCUGACGCCAAAAGAAAAGAAUUUGCAUGAAAUUACAUGUAUCGAAGGUCCUGCUGCAUUUUUGGAUAUACUUAGUCCCCCUUAUGAUGUAGAUAUUGAUUCUGGGAAGGGUCCAAGACCAUGUAGAUUUUUCAAAACUGUUAGUAGUUCAAAAGCAUGUACUGAUACGUCGGACAUAAUUGAAGAAGUUAAGUUGGUGGUUAUUGAAGGUCAACCAGAUUUCUAUUCUGGGAGUCUCAAAUAUACGGGACCACCCUUGAUGUGACCUGAAAUAUCCAAAAAUACUUUUUGUUCCAUUUGUUAACAAAAUUUUGUUGCAUUUUAUUGUAUUAAUUUAGAAUUGCAAUUGUACAAUACAUUUUUAAAGCUAUCCAUAUUUUCAUGUGUAAUAUAUCUGUGGUUUUCUAAAGAAUUUCUCGGAAGAUACAGGAAUAUGAUUAUACAUGUACAAUAUUUAAGUAAAAGUUAUAUAAAAAAUUUGUAUGUAUGAGAUCUCUAUGUUUUGCAAUAUUAGUUUACUAGCAUCUAUGUAGUUUAUUCUUAUUACUGAAUUUAUUGAUUCUAAUUAUAAAAAUUAAAUAAUUUCUUUAGAGAACUGAUUUCUAACAUAUAAAACAUUUUUCUCUCAAAAAAUGUUACCUGCACAAAAAUGUGCAACGUGAGACAGUUAUGAUUAAUUUAUCUCAUCGACAUAUAUAAUAAGAAUAUAAACAGAAUAUGUAUUAUAAUACAUAUAUAUGCAA